AUGUUUCUCAACUAUCUGGUGACCGACCCAGGCACCGUCCAUCUAACAAAGAGCGGAAUCGCCAUCGCCGCUGCUCUCUUCACCACGCCAGCCUUUGGCCUGAAAGGCCCAAAGACGCGGUGGAUGGCCUUUCUGAUUCAGCUCCAUCUGUACACAAGCCUCGUGAGCCAAGCAAGCUUCAGCGCCCUGUCCGACAUCUACAGCGAGAAGCUUCUGAAAGGUACCAUCCUCGGCGCGAAUGGCGCAAACGCCAUACUGGGUGCACUGGGGGCGGUGCUCAACCUCUUUGUGCACAUCCUCGUCCGACACUACAGCACGUACGAGCCCGCAUUCCUCGACGGGUAUGACAGUAAAGCCCUUUCGGUGGUGGUGUUGACAACUAUUGUGGCUCUGGUAAGCACUGUCGCGUACAGGAACGUCGAUGCGUGGGUCAGAUGGUUCACGAACGAUAUCACGGCUGUGGUUCUGCUACUUGUGUCUGCGUUUUGCUUCUCGUCAAAGUACAGUGACUUUCUCAUCCCUGGUACGGCCCUUAUGUUCAUCGCCUCCUUGGCAUACAUGAAGUACGCGCCCUUGAAAGACCACAUCUCGUCCCCUGUGGACUACAGGACGCACGAUUUCCCGCCGUCCAAGGCUCAAAAGAAACUUAAGCUUGGUCUCCUCGCCAUUGCCGGCUUUCUCGGCGCCGGGAUCGUUCCGUUCGCAACACUCGCCGAGCCUCCCCACACCCCCGAAUACAGACUAGUCAUGCGAGACGACACUGACGGCCAUUGCCUCACCCCUCCAACCAACAUCAUCACUCCAUUUACGGAGAAGAAGGAGCCUUACAAAAUCACAUCAGGCCCGGGCAACCUGACCGCUUCGCCCUUCAGCAACACGCUCGCCAUGAUCCGCUGGAACGCAAAACGCAUGGAGCGUGUACCGCUGCUGCUAAAAUACAAACCCUUUUUCCACACUGUCCACAUCUCCAUGCCGGAGAUGAUGGACGACAAGCCCGAAGACUACCACAACCUUACUCACUCCCAAUACGCGCACCACGAGACGAUCUACAUGCAGGUCGCGCACACGAUGAAACUCAUCCUCGAUGAGCAGCCCGACAUCGAGGGCCUGAUGUACUUCCACUUCGACUCCUGGAUUGACCCGAUGGCUUGGGUCGACGAGAACCGCCAGUCCAUCUGGUUCCCGACAUCACAUAACACGCGCCAGUUCGAGGGCGACGGGCCGCGGUACAUGUGUAUGACGGACUGGCAAAAGUUCCCGCAGUGGUGGGGAUGGUACCACAAGUGGAACGAGAAAGCCGUCACCGUCAACGGCGAGAUUAUUAGGAUGAACCGCGGCUACGCGGUCGAGGAAAAGGAAUUCUGCGUGGGCUGGUCGGACAUCUUCUACAUCCCGCGGCGCUUCUUUGCCGACUUCAUCUUCUUGUCCUACGUCUACGGCUGCGCGGACCUGUUCCACGAGGUGGCGAUCCCGACGAUGCUGAACAUUAUCGACCGGAGCCGCCGAAGCGAGGCGGCCAAGUUCCAGUCCGUCAUUGACCGUAUUGGAGAUUGCUGGGGUGGAUGCUGCGACGACUCGGCCACGGCGCACGACGUCAAGUGGACGCGAUGCGGACACCGGCUGAGCUACCUGAACCAUGAAGUUGUCGAUGCGCAUUACAGCCGUUUGGAAGAGCAAACGGCGUGGCUUGGCCAGACUGAGAGGGCAAAAACUGGGAACGGAAGGCGUUAA
Colletotrichum spaethianum is the source of this 1731-nucleotide messenger RNA. RefSeq lists its product as uncharacterized. The transcript is spliced from 4 exons. The coding region runs from base 1 to 1731 and encodes 576 amino acids. The record is from RefSeq and is a predicted model, not a curated record. NCBI's taxonomy places the organism in Eukaryota, Fungi, Ascomycota, Sordariomycetes, Glomerellales, Glomerellaceae.